Gastrolobium bilobum is the source of this 3341-nucleotide messenger RNA. Its product is annotated as protein SEMI-ROLLED LEAF 2. The record is from RefSeq and is a predicted model, not a curated record. The transcript is spliced from 20 exons. Lineage: Eukaryota; Viridiplantae; Streptophyta; Magnoliopsida; Fabales; Fabaceae. Bases 27 to 3041 code for a protein of 1004 amino acids.
CUUCAAUCUUCCAAAGGGUCUAGGUAAUGGGUAUCAUCUCCAGGAAGAUCUUUCCAGCAUGUGGCAACAUGUGUGUUUGCUGUCCUGCUUUGAGGUCAAGUUCACGCCAGCCAGUCAAGCGUUAUAGAAAACUGCUUGCUGAUAUCUUCCCUAAAUCACCUGAUGAGCUUCCAAGUGAAAGGAAGAUUAUCAAAUUAUGUGAAUAUGCAGCAAAAAACCCUUUCCGGAUUCCAAAGAUAGCAAAAUAUCUUGAAGAAAGGUGCUACAAAGAACUCAGAUCUGAGCACAUCAAUCUGGUCAAGCUUAUAACAGAAUCUUUCAACAAGUUGCUUUCCAUUUGUAAGGUGCAGAUAGCAUAUUUUGCUAUUGAUGUGCUUAAUGUAAUUUCGGAGCUCUUGGGCUAUUCUAAGGAUGAGACCAUUCAGACACUUGGUUGCCAAUCCUUAACAAGAUUCAUCUACUGUCAGGUAGAUGCCACUUAUACUUAUAACAUUGAGAAGUUCGUGAGGAAAGUAUGUAUGCUAUCACAAGAGCAUGGUGAAACACAUGAAAAGCGCUGCUUGAGGGCAUCAAGCUUGCAAUGCCUUUCAGCUAUGGUUUGGUUCAUGGCUGAGUUUUCACACAUUUUUGUUGGUUUUGAUGAGAUUGUUCAUUGCACUUUAGAUAACUAUGAGUGGAGUAGACAAAGCGAAGGUGCUGAUGUCAGGGCAGAGUCACAUCAUAAUUGGGUGGAUGAGGUUAUCCGGUGUGAAGGUCGGGGUGGUUCAGUUGUUGGUAAUGACAUUCGCUCAAGCUGCUUGAUGAUCCAGCCACGACCAGAAAAAAGGGAUCCUUCCCUUUUAACUAGAGAAGAAAUUGAAAAACCAGAAAUAUGGGCUCAGAUAUGCAUUCAAAGAAUGGUUGAAUUAGCUAAGGAAAGCACAACUAUGCGUCGUGUACUGGAUCCAAUGUUUGUCUACUUUGAUUCUAGGCAACAUUGGGCUCCUCAGAACGGGUUAGCAAUGAUGGUUUUAUCCAGCAUGGCUUACUUCAUGGAGAGCACAGGGAAUCAACGCUUAAUUCUUGGUUCUGUCAUACAUCAUCUGGACCACAAAAACGUUGUGAAUGAUCCCCAACUUAAGACCUGUGUUGUUCAAGUCGCCACAUCUAUAGCUAUGCAAAUCAGAUCAGGGAGAGGUUUGGCAGAGGUUGGUUUUGUUGGUGACCUUUGCAGGCAUCUUAGGAAAAGUCUUCAAGCCUCCAGCGAAUUUUUUGGAGAGCAAGAGCUGAACUUGAAUAUCUCACUCCAAAAUUCCAUUGAGGACUGCUUACUAGAAAUUGCCCAUGGGAUCAUUGAUGCCCAGCCACUCUUUGACUUGAUGGCAAUAACCCUAGAAAAUAUCCCAUCCGGUGUUGUUGGUAGAGCCACCAUUGGAUCACUGAUAAUCCUUGCUCGUGCGGUCACCUUAGCAUUGGACCGCUUACGUUCACAGCAGGGAUUUCCUGAAGCUCUUCUUGUGCAACUCCUAAAAGUAAUGUUGCAUUCAGAUGUGGAGGCUCGUGUUGGAGCACACCUUUUAUUUUCUGUACUUCUUUUUCCAAGUUCCUUCAACAUACAUGAAGUUUCCUCUCUGCGGUCCAGAUAUCUAGAUCAGCGCGAUAAAAGGCAUUCUCACACUGCAUCUGCAUCUGCAUCUGCUUCAAUCACAGCCUUACUUGAGAAGCUCCGCAGAGGCAGAGAUGGCACCAAGGCAGAAAAUCAUAGGAAUAUAGAUCAUGAUGGUUGCAAAGAAAGGGAUAUUGUGGCAGAGGACUGGAAGCAGGGCUGUGGCAUAAAGAAUUCCCCUAUCUUAUACAAACUCAGCUCUAUCAUUGAUAGGGCUACAGGAUCUCCAAAUUUGACUGACACCGAACCAUGUGUUAUGAAGCUAAGUGAAGAUCAAAUGGCCCAGCUGCUUUCUGCCUUUUGGAUUCAAGCUAAUCUUCCUGACAAUUUACCUUCAAAUAUUGAAGCUGUAGCUAAUUCAUAUAUAUUAACACUAAUUGUUUUACGCAUAAAGAACCUGAAAGACAGAGAUAACCUGUUGAUCCGCUUCUUCCAGCUUCCUCUGUCUCUCUGGACGAUGUUGUUGGACUUAAGUAAUGGAAUGUUGCCCCCAGCAUGUCAGAGGUCUGUCUUUGUAUUAUCUACUGGCAUGUUGAUGUCUGCCUGCAAAAUAUAUCAGAUUCAUGACCUGAAUGAUAUGUUCGCCUCAUUAGCGAUAUCUGAAGUUGAUCCAUUCUUGGGUAUCAGUGACGACCAUCAAGUAUAUGCUAAGACCCAUGUGGAUGUGAGAGAAUAUGGUACUGCUGCUGAUAAUCAGUUGGCCAUAUCAAUAUUAUCCGAGUUACGAAACAAUAUAUGUAAAUGUCACAAGAUCGCACAGGAUGUUUUGGUUCAUAAUUUAGCUAACAUCACUGAGCUGGAUACAGAUAACCUAGCCAUGCUACUCUCAGAGACAUUCAAGCCUGAUGAAGAAUUUGUGUUUGGUCCACAGUCAAUUCUUGAUCAGAAUAAAAUGGUUUUUUAUUCCCAGGAGUCACUUUCGUUUGAUGGGGAUUUUCCUUCAAAUUCAGUAGGUGAAGAUGACACAACCAGUGAAGCAUCUGUCUCUGACAUUUCUCGAUUUAUUCCAAAGAUGCCUGUUUCCCCUUCUGUGUCUCAUGUUCUCAGCAUUGGACAGCUUAUGGAAUCGGCACUAGAGGUAGCCGGUCAAGUGGCAGGAACAGCUGUCUCCACUUCGCCCCUUCCAUAUAACACUAUGGCUAGCCAGUGUGAAUCGCUUGGGACAUGUGCAAGGAAGAAGCUUUCAAAUUGGCUAGCCUUUGAGAAUCUUUACAGUCAAGCAGCAGAUAAAUCGUUUCUGGCCAUUGCUGAUAACAGUAACUCAGCACUUGAAAAGGUAGUAAAUGGUGGUGGGCAUGCCCAAGUAGCUGCAUUGCCAAGGGAUCCACCAGGGCUAGCCAUGAAGCUGCCUCCUGCUAGCCCCUUUGACAAUUUCCUUAAGGCUGCUGGGUGUUAGAUUUGCAUGUGUCAUGUCAUGUUUACAUAUGCUAAGUUAAUCUCUGUAUAGCUCUAAUUUUAAUAUUCUUCCAAACAUGAUUUUCUAAUAUCAUUGGCUUGACAAACUUGAAUAUCAUUUUAGGGUAUUCGUUCAAACGUUAAUCCUUGUAAGGAUUUAGGUAAAUCAUCUAGGUACUUAGGCUUCAGUCAUAACUAAGCAUAUUAAAAUGUACAACUACCAUUUCUUAACCGAACUGUUCACACUUUAUGGUAGGAGGAAUCCUGAACAGUCUGUCCCAUCACUGCGCCUGUUACUGUU